Condylostylus longicornis is the source of this 2551-nucleotide messenger RNA. It is a transcript of the gene mAChR-A, whose product is annotated as muscarinic acetylcholine receptor DM1. Gene Ontology annotation, molecular function: G protein-coupled serotonin receptor activity; G protein-coupled acetylcholine receptor activity. Gene Ontology annotation, cellular component: dendrite; plasma membrane; synapse. The transcript has 4 exons. NCBI's taxonomy places the organism in Eukaryota, Metazoa, Arthropoda, Insecta, Diptera, Dolichopodidae. The record is from RefSeq and is a predicted model, not a curated record. Gene Ontology annotation, biological process: adenylate cyclase-inhibiting G protein-coupled acetylcholine receptor signaling pathway; G protein-coupled receptor signaling pathway, coupled to cyclic nucleotide second messenger; chemical synaptic transmission. The coding region runs from base 101 to 2551 and encodes 816 amino acids.
AAUAUAUUUAUAAAAUUAAUAAAUACAAUAAUAUUAUUAUCAUUAAUAAUUGUUGUAUUAUUAGUAUUAUUAUUAUUAUUAUUACAAUUACUGCAACAAUAUGAUGAAGUCAUCAAUAUUUAUAAAAGAAGCAGUAAAAAAUUUCAAUUUAAAUUCAAUAUUAACAACAACGAUGAUAAUAAUAAUAUUAAUAGGAUUAAAUACAAAUACAAUAAUAAUUGUAAAUGGUUUAGCAGAAUCUUCAGCAUUAAAAUCAUCAGGAACAUCUACAAGAAAAUCAUCAUCAAUAUUAGUUGGUUCUGGUGCUGUAAAUUUAAUUGGUUCACCAAAUGGUAUAACAUUAACACAAAAUGGUUUAUUAGCACCAUCAUCAUCAUCAUCAUCAUCAUCAUCAUCGACAUCAUCGGGUUCACAGUCAUCAUCAAUAGGUAUAACAUCAUAUACGGGUACAAUAUCAGGUACAUCUGGGACAAUAUUAAAUGUUGGUUAUGGCAACGAAUAUCAUCAAAUAAAUAUAUCAUCAUCUACAUUGAUGCCGGAUGAUAUAACAACUGAAUUUAUUAAUGAUACGGAUAUAAAUGGUACAUUAUCAGAGGAACCACCCGAAUUACGUUAUACUAUACCACAAAUGGUAAUAUUAGCAAUUGUUGCAAUUAUAUUAAGUAUAUUAACAGUUGCUGGUAAUGUUAUGGUUAUGAUAUCAUUUAAAAUUGAUAAACAAUUACAAACGAUUAGUAAUUAUUUUUUAUUUUCAUUGGCAAUUGCUGAUUUUGCAAUCGGUUUAAUAUCUAUGCCAUUAUUUGCCGUAUCAACAAUAUUAGGUUAUUGGCCAUUAGGACCGCAUAUAUGCGAUACAUGGCUUGCAUUAGAUUAUUUAGCAUCAAAUGCAUCUGUAUUAAAUUUAUUAAUAAUAAGUUUUGAUAGAUAUUUUAGUGUUACAAGACCAUUAACAUAUCGUGCAAAACGUACAACAACACGUGCAGCAAUUAUGAUAAGUGCUGCAUGGGGUAUUAGUUUAUUAUUAUGGCCGCCAUGGAUAUAUAGUUGGCCAUAUAUUGAAGGUAAACGUACUGUACCACAAUAUCAAUGUUAUAUACAAUUUAUUGAAACAAAUCAGUAUAUUACAUUUGGUACUGCAUUGGCAGCAUUUUAUUUUCCUGUAACAAUAAUGUGUUUUUUAUAUUAUCGUAUUUGGCGUGAAACUAAAAAACGUCAAAAAGAUUUACCAAAUUUACAAGCUGGUAAAAAAGAUUCAUCGAAACGUUCUAAUUCAAGCGAUGAAAAUACAGCUGUUAAUCAUUCGGGUGGUAUUUCACAUGUUGGUGGCAGUGGAAAUAACGAACAUGAAGGAUGGCGUCGACCAAGAUCUGAAUCAUCAGCUGAUGCUGAAAGUGUUUAUAUGACAAAUGCAGUAUUAGCAGAUUCUAGUUAUUCACAUCAUGGUGGUACCAGUGGUAAUUCAGCUGGAGGAGGAGGAGGUAGUAAUAACAACACGGGUGGGGGAACUGGAGGUGGGGGUGGAGGAGCACCAUCUAGGAAAUCAAGUUUAUCAAAUGCAAACGGCCUAAAAAAAUCACAUAACUGCUUUAGCGGUAUAAAAGAAUGGUGUAUAGCGUGGUGGCAUUCUGGUCGUGAAGAUUCAGAUGAUUUUGGUGGUGUUGGUUAUGAACAUGAGGAACCAUCUGACUUAGGGUAUGCAACACCUGUAUCCAUAGAAACUCCUUUACAAAGCUCCGUAUCCAGGUGUACAUCAUUAAAUGUUAUACGUGAUCCAUAUGCAACAAAUCGACCAGGUAUGGUUAGUAUAAUACCAGAUGUAUCACCAUCACAACCAACAUCAACAACAUUAAGACCACAGCUGCCACCAUUAACACAAUUACAAGAAAUACCGGGACCACGUGAUUCGCGAUCAUUACCAUCAAAUAAUAGUAAUCGUCUUGGUUCACGUUCAGUUAGCCAAGAUUCUGUAUAUACAAUAUUAAUAAGAUUACCACCAGAUGGUGGUACUGGUGAUGAACGUGCACCAUCAAUUAAAAUGAUACAUGAUGAUGUUCCUUUACCUGUUAUGUCAGUACCACCGAGAAGACCUUUACCAUCACGUGAUUCAGAAUAUAGUUUACCAGCAAUUAAUCGUCGUAUGUCACAUGCAACACCAGAUAUACGUAUACCAUUAAAUGCAAAAAUUAUACCAAAACCAUUAGCAAAACCACCAUUAACAGCACGUCAAGCUAAAAAAAAGAAAAAAUCACAAGAGAAACGUCAAGAAACAAAAGCAGCAAAAACUUUAUCAGCUAUAUUAUUAAGUUUUAUACUUACAUGGACACCAUAUAAUAUAUUAGUUUUAAUAAAACCAUUAACAACAUGUGGAGCACAAUGUAUACCACAAGAAUUAUGGGAUUUUUUUUAUGCAUUAUGUUAUAUAAAUUCAACAAUAAAUCCAGUUUGUUAUGCAUUAUGUAAUGCAUCAUUUCGUCGUACUUAUGUUAGAAUAUUAACAUGUAAAUGGCAUACUAGAAAUCGUGAAGCUUUAACUAGAGGAGUGUAUAAUUAA